Molecule: messenger RNA, 4315 nt
Organism: Puntigrus tetrazona (Sumatra barb)
Lineage: Eukaryota; Metazoa; Chordata; Actinopteri; Cypriniformes; Cyprinidae
Gene: ppp1r18
Product: protein phosphatase 1, regulatory subunit 18
Exons: 4
Coding region: 422-4159 (1245 amino acids)
Molecular function (GO): phosphatase binding
Source: RefSeq, a predicted model, not a curated record
CUCGCUGGAGUUUAAUGUAAUUAUGGGAUUACAGUCCUGCGCCUCUAAAGCCGGUAAUAUUUACUACACUGCCGCUCCGCUUCACGGGACCGAUAUAGCCUGCAGUUCGAGGAAACACGGAAAUAUGAAUUAACUGGAGGUCUCUUACUCGGUGCCUGUUAGAAAGAAGAGCGCUGCUUCGCUUUUGCGAGGGUCGAAGGAAUUAUCCGGACUGUUGAUGCGUGCUUUUGGAGUUGAACGAAUGAGAAGAUGAACGUCGAGCGCGUGGAAACGAGGAAAACUUUAUUCCGUUGAAUCAGGAGUUCAGUCAUCCCACACGAUCUGAAGCUAUAAGGAUUCCUGGAUGUCCUUGGGUAAAACUGAAUUUCUGUAAAAGUUCUGAUCAGUAAAACAGCUCUGUUUCAUCGAGCACUCAGUGGUUAUGUCUCUAACCGCAUUACCGGAAUGGAAGCAGCUGCUACUGGAGCGAAAGAGAAGAGAGGAGGAGGAGAGAGAGAGACGAGAGAGGGAGGAAGAGGAGCGGCUGGCCAACAUGCCGGCUUGGAAACGAGGGAUCAUCCAGAGAAGGAGGGCGAAGCAGGAUGAGGAAAGAGAGAGGGAGAAAGAUAUCCUGGGCAUUACUGAAGACAUCGCCACUGAGCAGGUGGACAGUAAAUUCACACAUCACCUCCAAACUGAUCAUACUGGGUAUAAAGUGCAAAAACAGAUAUCCAAAGAAACCAUCAGCCCCAUCCAACAGAACCCCUUCAUUCGUUCUGAGAACAGCUUUAAGAGAGAUAAAAGAGAGAAGGAGGUGAUUAGAGAUGGAGAAAAUGAAUAUAAAAAGGGAAAUAAUAGAGGGAGAGAAAGAAAAAGGGAAACAGACAAGGAGAUUUGGAGAGGAUGCGAUAGAGAGAUGUGGGUCGAGAAAAUGGUAAAUAAAAGUGAGGGAAAAGAGCGGGACAGAAGCACUGGGAGAGACAGCAGAGAGGCGGACAGUAACACAUCCCGAUUUUCUCCAGUCACAGGUCUCCGUACGAUUCAGGCAAACAAUAUUAUCAUUAUUGAGAAAGACAAAAAUGCCAAGGAAAAACUGGUUAAGAGAGAAAAGGAGGUCGAGGAUGAACAGAAAAGGAUGAGGAUGGAUUUGAGGGAGUUUCUAGCUGGCGGAGGAAGCGUGACGGAAAUUAUGGCUUCGGAAGUAUUGAUCAUCAAACCUCCCGUGACGGACGGGAGAAGUGAAGCGGAGAUGGCAAGGAUCGCAGAAAGAGGGAGCGAGCGUUUAGAGAAAGAGGGGAUACGGUCCUCUAUGCGAAUGGCAUCGAGGACGGUCAUGCAAAAAGCAGAGAGAGUCCUGAACCACAAGGACAGGGGGACUCCAGAGUGUAGUGGUCGGGUCAGUCAGCUGCUUAGUAAGUUCGGCGAACACCCAAAACCUCCAACACGCUCCAAGAGCAUUGAGUGCUUCAACCAAACCGGCAAGAACCGGGCCAGAUACAGCACAGGAGAUCUAUUUGUGCAGGACGACCAGAGUUCGGAAGAAAUGGAAACAAGUCCCACAUUCAGGGGUGUUCCCAAACGCUCCUUUAGCUUCUCUGACCGUGUGGUAUGCCAACAGGAGAACAGAGAUUGUGAGGAAAAGGCCGAUUUUAAGGUGGUGGAGAGGUCGUACUCUGACCGCAGGGUAAAAACGAGAGUCACCGAUCAAUCAGGAAGUGAACCAAAGGUCACCAGACGAUGGAGUCGACCCAAAUCUGAUGAGGUGAUGCAUGAAAAGAGACAGAAAGAAAGAAGGGUUGAAAAUAAGAGAAGCGACUCAAUUCGUGGAGAGAGAGAGGAAUGGACAUCUAGUGUAGAUGGAGAAGGCUUCACUGUGGCCUCUGUCAAAAUCCCUGAGGGGGUCGCGUUUGCAAGACGAGUUCCUAUCAAACAAGAUGGAAGAGAAAGCAGCUCAGAACGAGAGAUCAAGAAAGUGAGAGAGGAGAGUGAGAGAGAGAUGAAGAUAGAUAAAGAGAUAUACAGAGAUAAGAGGCGAGAGGAGAGAGAGACUACGGUUAGACAGAGGCCUGUAGAAUUCAAAGCCGAGGCCAAAGCAGAAUCCGAAAAGAGAUGGAAUCUGGAUGAGGUUACGGUCGCAGUUUCAAAACAACCCCAUGGCAUAUAUAUUCCACCGUCUGAUGACAGUACUGUAGACCUCCCUGGAGAAAUUCAGUGCCAAUGUGUCGAAACUCCCUCUGUGGGCUCUUGCCUGACCACAGCCUAUGCUGGACAAGCGGUCCUUACCCAACACACAGAAGACCUAGUCUGUAAAAUAGCAAAAGUCCAGUCGGACAGAGAACUCAGGAGGGCAGGUUAUGUGUUUUCACAUGGAGACAUGGCUAACCAGGAUCAAAAAGAGCAUGAACAGUAUCAAAGCUUUCCAAAACAAUCCAUUGAGGAAGUACAUAUUACCUCAGAACCCCCACAACAAAGUGCUACCAAACUGUUUUCAGAGGGAGUCACCAUCCCCAGGACGGUAUUUUAUGGAGUCGAUAUAUCAGCAGAAAGAAGGAGGGCGAGUCUCCCUGCUGGGGAUAAACAAGAUGGAGGACAAGUGGAGAGGAGAGGGAGCUGGAAGACUGGGCGACCUUUGACCCGAGUGGAGUCUCUGAAAGAAAGAAUUCGCCAGCAAGAAAAGGAAAGACGGGAUGAUGACAAAGAAGAGGGCAACAGAGAAGCAGGAGGAACUGUGAGAGAACAGGAAGAAACCACAUUACAGACUCUCAGACUGUUUGACGUCACACAGGACGUUAACAUGGCAAAGUCAAGCCCUCAACUUCCUGUUCCUGUUUCUCUGUCGCUCUUGCAGUCAGCUUCGACAGAAAGAGAAGUUGGGGAGAUCUCCAGAGACAUAUCAGAGAGCGAUAUCUGUCCGAGGGAAGCAGAGAGAGAUGUAGAGGAGUGUGGGACGUGUAUCGCUUGGAGAACACCGGACGUUGACGAAAGAGAAGAGUUGUUAGAGGAAGAGUACCUUCCUCCCUCUCUUUCUCCCUCCCCACCACUUUCAGACUCGUUGGACACCAUGAGCCGGAUCUAUAACCUCAAGACGGUGGGGUCUAGGACUGCAGUGUGUAUCAGUGAAAGGAAAGCUGAUAUACCAUCACACAGCGGCCCUCAGGGCAAAUACAACCCCAUCAGACAAGCACCGUCACCGGACAUCCUGCCAGAAACUGCCAAGCUGUGGAAUCAUGGGAGAGACGGUGCCAAAACCGAGACGAUGGAGUCGACAGGUGCUCAGAUGGUACAGAGGCAGGUGGAACGACUACAGCUGAGAGAACAGGAAACAGGAUGUGGUUCCCACAACGACAAGAAGACACAGUCUGCCAUGGAGAGUUGUCCGCUUGUAGAACCAGAAAUUAAGGUAGCUGAGGGCCAGAGGAAACCAGACAUACUAAGAGAGACGCAGAAAUCCCAAACACCUUCAAGUCCCAGAUUUCCACAAGCCCAACAGAAAGCCCAAAGACAACCUCUUACACCCCAGCAGGUCAGGUCAUUUACAAUCAAUGCCCGGAAUGCAGAAUCAACAGAAAACUUUCAGAAACCUCCAGAGCAAAGCUCUCCAUCGUCAUCCUCUCCCUGCACCGCAUCCCCCUCUUCAUCUCCAUCUCCGCCUCUCUUUUCCAUUAGGAGUGCCUCAAGUGGACCAGGUAAGAGAGGAACGACCAUCACAAUCACCCCUAGAAGACCUGCAGGGGUAGACUUGUCUGGUGGCAUCCCAACAGGGACCCCUACGGCACCCAAAGCGACCCCCCAGAGCCAAAUAACUAUCCCUGCUCCCAGCAGCACCAAGGAGGCAGGGAAGAAGCGGUACCCUACAGCAGAAGAGAUAGAGGUGAUCGGAGGUUACCAGAACCUUGAACGGUCAUGCUUGGUGAAAAGCAGAGGGACACAGAAAACGGUGAAGGUGUGUUUCGAUGACGCUCAGCUGGAGAGAGUGUGUGAGUAUCCUUCAGAAGACAGCGCUCUGGCAUCCCUCCCUUUCUCUCUUCCCCCGGGGCCCGAGGACAGCGGGAGGGACGAGCAGGAGGAAGACGAGGAGGAGGAGAGCGUGCCGUUCGUGUCCCGCAGCGGCGGGAACGAGAGCGCAGGAAGGGUUCGACUCCUAAAAGUGGAUGAAUCCUGUAAGCGACUUUCCAAAUGACAAACCACGGCAUCCCUUAGAUUUUCAAUUCUUUACAUUUGCAGGUAGCGCAAGUAAUGAAGAGCUUUUUUUUUUUGUUUAUAAAAAUUGAUUAAAUAUUUUUUUAUUAUUAUUAUUAUUUAGUUUUGCUUGUCCAAAACAGGAAUCAAAACUCUU